UAAACAACAUGCAUGCUUAUACUAUGCCUAAUAUAAUCCUAAUUCUUUUGUUAGCAUCGUCCUCUUUCUUUGAACCCCCAAAUUUGAUCUCUGUUGAGGCUCGAAAAUUAGCCACUUCUAAUAACGUCUUCAAGGUCAAUCUAAUCCAUCGCGAUUCACCACUUUGGCCUUACUACAACUCUUCCAUGACACCACAAGAGCGCCUAAAGAGAGCACCCCUAGGCUAUAUAUCACAUGGCCACAACAUUCAACUGUCCUCAACACAUUAUAACCUAAAUGAUGAAAAAUCGUACACUUUAAUUCCUAAUGGUGGAGGGUACCUCAUGAAAAUCGCCCUUGGUACCCCAAAAGUCGAAUUUUUAGCCUUGGCAGACACUGGUAGUGACCUUAUUUGGGUCCAAUGUCAACCUUGUAACACUUGCAUCCAACAACAAUCUCCACUCUUCGAUCCAUCAAAAUCUUCGUCUUAUCAAUUAAUUACUUGCCCUUCUUCGGAUUGCGCCCAACCAGAUGUUACUACUAGUUGUGCUUCGAAUGAUAAUUAUUACAGCAAUUACGAGUCAUCAUCACUAUGUGCUUAUGAAUAUAGUUACGGUGAUCAUACUCAAACUAACGGCGUCCUAGCCACUGAAACACUUAGCUUAUCCUCUCCCGAUGCUACCUCGCCGAGCAUUUCAUCCACGUCCGUGUUCGGUUGUGGUACGGACAACCAAGGCACUCUUGGCAGCCAAGACGAGGGGAUCGUUGGACUUGGAACAGGCCCAUCUUCCUUGAUCUCACAACUCGGCCCAAAAAUCAACUACAAGUUCUCCUACUGCUUAGCUCCCUUGACAUCCGAGGUCUCAAGCACGCUUACCUUUGGAGCCGAUGUUACGAGCCCUGAAGUAGUGUUAACUCCCUUCCAAAUAGGAGAAUCCUCCACAUUUUACCACCUUACUCUAGGUAGUGAAAAUCCGGUCCAAAUCGCGGUAGACAUGGACGUGAUCAUCGACUCUGGUACCACUCUUACAAUGCUUCCAUAUAACAUCUACCACGACUUAAGGGAGGCUUUGGUGAAUGCCAUUGGACUUAACACGGUACCGAGCCCACUCGAAGAUUUCGACCUCUGUUACAAUACAGGGGAAUCAGGGCAGUUUAGUCCUCCAGACGUUGUAUUCCAAUUUCAAGGGGCUGAUGUCGUGUUAAUGGCGAUCAACACGUUUAGUCAAAUCGAGGAAGAUGUUAGUUGCUUGGCAAUGGUAGCUACAGAAACUUCAGAUAGUAUUCCAAUAUUUGGGAACAUUGCUCAAGUUAAGUUCGAGGUUGGGUACGAUUUACAAGCUAUGCAAGUUUCUUUUGCUCCAGCAGAUUGUUCAAAGUACUAAUUAAUAAUUCAAUUUUUAUAAUUUGUAUGCUUAAUUGAUCUCAUUUAUCUUUCCUCAAAAAAAAAAAAAAAAAAAAAAUUUCAUCUCAUUUAUCCAUUUUUAUA
Molecule: messenger RNA, 1468 nt
Organism: Chenopodium quinoa (quinoa)
Lineage: Eukaryota; Viridiplantae; Streptophyta; Magnoliopsida; Caryophyllales; Amaranthaceae
Product: aspartic proteinase CDR1-like
Exons: 1
Coding region: 9-1364 (451 amino acids)
Biological process (GO): proteolysis
Cellular component (GO): extracellular region
Molecular function (GO): aspartic-type endopeptidase activity
Source: RefSeq, a predicted model, not a curated record